Messenger RNA from Hemiscyllium ocellatum (epaulette shark), 7826 nucleotides. RefSeq names its product SRY-box transcription factor 10 (gene sox10). Gene Ontology annotation, cellular component: nucleus. Bases 168 to 1520 code for a protein of 450 amino acids. The record is from RefSeq and is a predicted model, not a curated record. The transcript has 4 exons. Gene Ontology annotation, biological process: negative regulation of transcription by RNA polymerase II; morphogenesis of an epithelium; neural crest cell migration. Gene Ontology annotation, molecular function: RNA polymerase II cis-regulatory region sequence-specific DNA binding; DNA-binding transcription factor activity, RNA polymerase II-specific. Lineage: Eukaryota; Metazoa; Chordata; Chondrichthyes; Orectolobiformes; Hemiscylliidae.
UCCAGCGGAUAUGUUCCACUGUUUGCUUUUUUAAUUAAAUCUUUUCAACACCAGGAGAGAGUGAACAAACUAACGUUAUAAUUCUGGAAGGAGCGGCAGAAAAUUAAUUGGAAUUUCUCAGGCGCUGAAGAGCUGACAUUGACUAAUUUUAAGCCUUGGAAGGGACCAUGACGGAUGAUCGGAGUGUGUCAGACGUGGCCAGUUCAGGAGGCUCCGAGAGUGAGUCGGUCGUUUCCCCGGGUUCCUCUCUGGCCCCUGAUGGGGACGAGAAGUUUCAGGCUGGUCCCGAGGAAGGCAGUGGUAAGCGGGACAGCGAGGAGGACAAAUUUCCCCUGUGUAUCCGAGAGGCGGUGAGCCAAGUGCUGGAAGGUUAUGACUGGACCCUAGUACCCAUGCCGGUCCGAGUCAAUGGCUCCUCCAAGAAUAAGCCUCAUGUGAAGAGACCCAUGAACGCCUUCAUGGUCUGGGCGCAGGCAGCACGGAGGAAACUAGCAGACCAGUAUCCACAUCUCCACAAUGCGGAGCUUAGCAAAACCCUGGGCAAACUCUGGAGGUUACUGAACGAGAAUGACAAGAGGCCGUUUGUGGAGGAGGCUGAGAGACUGCGAUCACAGCACAAGAAGGACCACCCCGACUACAAAUACCAGCCACGGCGGCGCAAGAACAUGAAGCCGGGUCAGGCUGAGGCUGACAGUCACCCAGACGAUGGCCACCUCUCUGCUGGACAGCCCCACUACAAAGCUGUACCUCAGGACCGUGGGCGUGGGCCGGGGGCUUCCCCACUCUCGGAGGGGCAUGGCGAGCACACAGGCCAGAACCACGGUCCCCCAACGCCCCCCACCACUCCCAAGACUGAGAUCCAGCCGGGGAAAGCGGAGGGCAAGCGGGAUGGGCACCCAUUGGUGGAGAGGGGCAAGCCACACAUCGACUUUGGCAACAUGGACAUUGGGGACCUGAGCCAUGAUGUCAUGUCCAACAUGGAGACCUUCGACGUCCAUGAGUUUGACCAGUACCUGCCCCCCAACGGGCACCCGGGUCAUGGUCAGAGCCUGGCAGGGGGGCCGUACGUUGGGAAUUAUGGGCUGGGGGGCAGCUCUGGAGGACCCACGACGUGGAUUUCCAAGCAGCACAGUGGAGGUGGUGCUCCCUCCUCCUCCUCCUCGGGGGCCACCCCGUCCGAGUCGAAAGCUCAAAUCAAGACAGAGCAAGUUCAUCCGAGUCACUACACAGAGCUACAGCACUCAUCGGCCCAGAUCACCUACACCUCACUGAGCCUCCCUCACUACGGCUCUGCUUUCCCCAGCAUCACCAGGUCCCAGUUCGACUACUCGGAGCACCAGCCUUCGGGAUCCUACUACAGCCCCUCUGGCCAGGCGUCCGGACUCUACACUGCCUUCUCCUACAUGGGCCCAUCGCAGCGGCCACUCUACCCGUCUAUCAGCGACCCGUCCUCCGUGCCGCCAUCUCGUAGCCCCACUCACUGGGAGCAGCCCAUCUACACAACACUCACUCGACCAUAGGAUCUCUCCGACCCUACUUUCCCCCAUUCCCCCUUCCUCCAACACACACACGCACAUACACCCCAUUCCCAUCUCCCCACCUACACCCCCCCCCCAAUCCCAAUUCCCAUGUCCCACCCCCCCAUCAAGGACCCAAUGGGACUUGUUCGUUGUUUUGAAAGAGAGCAAAAGAUGAAAGAAAAAGGCAAAUCGAUCCCCACCCAUGGUUCCCCCCACAUGUUGGGGUGGGAGUCAGUCGUAUGGAACUUUCUCACCUUCAGAUGAAAAGAUGUCUCUGGCCUGGGCUGAGGGAAGACGCUGGAGCUCUAGACUAUAGCCACACUCAACUACCGUGCCCUUAACGUGAGAUGGAACAUUACGCUGGAGUGGGUUGCUGAGAGAAGACUCUCCAGUCAAUCACUCCGGUCCUUCUAGUGGAAGAUCUGUGCCCCACCCCCAACCCGAGUGUGAAGUGACCAUCCAUUUCCAUUUAUUGUCGGGACUGAAGCUUCCCAGCACAUUGUAAACUGUCACAUCAUUCAUGUGGGCCUUCGACUGAGAUCUACUCUUUCAGAAGUUGUUCUGAAGAAACAGAAUUAUAAACGACUGUAAAUUCAAACGAGCUGGAUUCUAGUCUCAAAGUAACGUGAACCUGUGACCGCCAGUGCCCUCUUUAUGUCAAAACUGUUAAAAACGGCUUUGCUUCAGUCGCCAGUAACAUUUCCUUUUUGUUUAACUUGCUUAGGCCUCGUAGGCUGUGGUUAGCUUUAUCUUCACAAUAAAAUGUGGAGGGGGGGUGAGCUGGGGAGUGGAUAGAGGUGGAAGCAGACCUGAAAAGACAGAAAAGCUUGCAUUUCUGUAGCAGCCUUUCACAGGCACCUCAGAGCCCUUCACAGCCAGCUCAGUCCUUUUCUUUAAGUGUCACCACUCCUAUAAAUGCAGGAAGCAUGGCAGUCGUUUUGUGUACAGCAAAAUCCCGAGGAGCAGCCACUGAGCCAGGUGGUCUGUUUUCUCUCCCAUAAUCAUUAUUUGAAGGAUAAAUAUUGGUCACAGGAGCACUGGGGGGAAAGAUUUCCCUCCCUGUUCGUUUUGAAAUAGUGGUCAUUGGGAAGAGAAAUAUUGACAAAGUAGUGAGAAGUUUCCGGUAUUUAAGAGACCUCUGUGUUUUUUGUAUUUGCUCCGUGCCAACCUCCUGCUGUGCCCCAACAUGGGGUUUGUUGUAGGAGUCAGAGGGGAUCUGAUUCCUCGGUCAAUCCAUCUCGCUGUAUUUUUGGCAGCGAUCACUCGUUAACAAAGAGACUGCUUUUAACCUUUCUAAUUUAUCAAAGAUGUACAACAAGUCGCUUUUUACGUCCAGUAGCUUCAGCUCUGAGAGAGUUGGCACUUUCACCCUCAAUGUUGGGCCCAGUUUGGGAGUUGCUAACCCUCCUGGACCGUCCUGGGAACUGCAGACUGAACUUCCCGUGUGAGCCAACCUGGCUGCCAACGAGAAACAAUUACUUCAACAAAGUUUGGAGUCAGGUCAUUAGUGGGCGUUCGGGGAGAGGUGGCAUAACUGACUGUUGAGAAGCAGCCAAUCAAAGAAAUGAACACUCCAUUUGCUUUCCAAUUGGCUGUGAGCAAGCGGGGUGCCAUGGGAUUGAAAGUAUGGGAGAGCCAAUGGCAGGAGAGGAAAGUCUGGGCUUCUGGACGAUGAGAUGAAGUCUCCAGGGAAGUUUUGAGGGACUCCAUUGGCCUAGUGGAUUGGGCUUCAGCCUCGGGACCUCUUUCCCUCCUGGGUUAGGCCCAAAGCAGGCAGAGAUGAGAUCUCCAAAACUCAACACUGCUUCUGUCAUCUUUCCACAACAGCAACGGUCACACUCGCUGCUUUAGGAGACUGCACACUGCAGUGAGGAGACAUCCUUAAAGCACUUCUAAAUCUACCCCCACCCCCCACCCCCAUCACCCCUUAGAUGUGUGUACACCAGCGUGGGUGUGAUCUGACUGGACCACUCACCCUGAAGGCUAUAUUAGAGACAAAUUAAAGUCACACUAUGGCAGCAUUUGAAGUAAAACUCACUGAUUUGAAACGGUGGCUGCGAAUCCAUUCAGUCUUCCUGAAAAUCAUCCCCCUCUGCGGCUUUGACCUUACUCCAUCGCACUCCCGUCACUUCUCAGCUUUAACCCCCUGUGUUCCAAGGGAACAAUCCCAGCUUCACUCAGUCUGUGUAAUAAGAGUCCUUUGCCCUGCAGGGGAGUGGGUGAUGAAUCAGCCCAGUCUAGUCACUUGUUGGUGAGCUUUGGGUGUGACGGACUGUCCUUUAUUCAUUCAUGGGAUGUAGCUGACCCUUGCAACAUUUGCUCAUCCUUAAUUGCCCCUUGAGAAGGUGGGGGGGAGCUGCUGCCUUGAACCGCUGCAGUCCAGGUGCUGUGGGUAGACCCACAAUGGCCCUAGGGAGGGAAUUCCAGGAUUCUGACCCAGCGACACUGAAGGAACGGUGAUAUAUUUCCAAAUCAGGAUGCUGAGUGGCUUGGAGGGGAACUUGGGACAGGGGGUGGUGUUCCCAUGUAUCUGCAAUCCUUGUCCUUCUAGAUGGAAGUGGUCAUGGGUUUGGAAGGUGAUGUCUAAUGAGCCUUGGUGAAUUUCUGCCGUGCAUCUUGUAGAUAGCUUUGGCAAAGGGUCAGUUAGACUCAAAACGUCAGCUCUUUUCUCUCCUUACAGAUGCUGCCAAACCUGCUGAGAUUUUCCAGCAUUUUCUCUUGUGGUUGUAGAUAGGACACAAUGCUGCUACUGAGUGUUGAUGAUGAAGGGGUGAAUGUGAUGCCAGUCAAAUGGGCUGUUUGUCCUGGAUUGUGUCAAGUUUCUUGUGUUGUUGGAGCUGCAUCCAGGCAAGUGGGGAGUAUUCCGUCACACGGGUAACCCGUAACUUGUAGAUGGUGAACAGAGUUUGGGAGUCAGGAGGUGGGUUACUCAUUGCAGGAUUCCCAGUCUCUGACCUGCUGCUGGUGUCCUUUCACCUGAUCGGAGUCUUCAGAAUCAGAGUUAUGGAAUCCCUACAGUGUGGAAGCAGGCCAUUUGGCCCAUCAAGUCCAUAUUGACACUCUCUGAAGAAUAUCUCAUCCAGACUCUCACCCAUCCCUUCCAUGUAACCCCUCAAUUCCCAUGGUUAACACACCUAGCCUGCAUAUCCCUGGACACUAUGGGCAAUUUAGUUUGGCCAAUCCACCCUAACCUGCACAUCUUUGGACCAUACACCCCUACUGAUGGAGUUCCUUCCUAAUUGUGCCUUAAAAUAUACUCUGUAUCAUUAAUUAGCAACUUGUGAUGUAAUAAAUGCUGGCCCACCAUUGACAUAACGAGAGUGAACAUUAAAAUCGUGCCUAUAAAGGGACACACGUGAGUGUUGACUUAGCCAUUCUCUGAUGUUUCAGAUGAAUAAUUUAAUCCUUCAAUUUUACCUUUAUUCCUUCAGAAAGUUUUUUUUAUUUUGGUUAAAAUAUUACCCACCCUACACUUGGAACUAAAGUAGAACCAACAGAAUGAAACUAGGUUAAUCAGUUGUCCAACUCUACCCACAGCUGCAUCAGGAAAAUGUGUCCCCAUUAGUUUCAGAAAUGAACAGAUAGGGAAAUGGUGUUCCUUUAAAAAGGACCACAGUGGCCUCCUGUUGGAGGGCCAGGUACAUAAACCAUUGCAACUUCUUUAUUAAUAAUCUGCUUGAUGCUAAGCUCCCUCAAGGGCACAAUGAUCAAAUCAGUGAUGCUAUGGAAAUGUGUAACAAUAGCAGAGUUUCUGGUAGUCUAUUUAUUUUAUAGUAUUAAAAAGUGCCAUUGCUGUUUUGUGAAUAUUUUAUUUAAUAAUCCUAUUUUAUAAUGAUUAGAUUGUCCUCAACUAUCCACUGUUUAGAAUGUGCUGUGAGAUGCGGUCUGCUGUAAUUUGCUGAGUAUUUUCUGAAUUCUGUAGAAGCCUGUCUUCAGAAACCUUGUGAGGAUUGGGAAUAAUUGAAAUUGGAGCGGACCCAUCCCAACUAGACCAGGGCUAAUCCAAUAACAAUCUCCAGUCUGCUUCAGGUUGGUUGAUCCUAAAACUGCAAGUGUUCACUCUAGAAGCUUGUUGUUCAAUCUCCUUCUAGAAACAGGCAGGAGGGGCUGAACAACCUGUUCCUAUGGGGUUUGUUUAAAUCUUCUUCCUGCCAUCCUUUGAGGGAGCACGUUCCUAGUCACAAGCUGACAAUGUUUCUCCUCCGUUCUCACUGGUUCUUCAUUCUCUUUGAUAUUUAUCCAAAACACAAUCUAAGAUUGCUGGAAAAUCUCAGUAGGCCUUGCAGCAAUGUGGGACCCUGCUGAGUUUUUCCAGCAAUCUUUGAUCUUGUUUCUGAUUUCCACCAUCUGCACUUCUUUUGGUUUUUCAAUAUGUAUGCCUCUCCUGUCACUGUAAACACACUGACCUUACUUACUCCAUCGCACUCCCGUCACUUCUCAGCUUUAACCCCCUGUGUUCCAAGGGAACAAUCCCAGCUUCACUCAGUCUGUGUAAUAAGAGUCCUUUGCCCUGCAGGGGAGUGGGUGAUGAAUCACUUGUUGGUGACUUUGGGUGUGAGCAGACUGUCCUUUAUACAUUCAUGGGAUGUAGCUGUCUCUUACAACAUUUGCUCAUCCUUAAUUGCCCCUUGAGAAGGUGGGGGGAGCUGCUGCCUUGAACCGCUGCAGUCCAGGUGCUGUGGGUAGACCCACAAUGGCCCUAGGGAGGGAAUUCCAGGAUUCUGACCCAGUGACACUGAAGGAACAGUGAUAUUUCCAAGUCAGGAUGGUGAGGGGCUUGGAGGGGAACUUGGGGCAGGGGGUGGUGUUCCAGUGUAUCUGCUGCCCUUGUCCUUUGAGAUGGAAAUGGUCAUGGGUUUGGAAGGUGCUGCCUGAGGAUCUUUGGUGAAUUUCUGCCGUGCAUCUUGUAGGUGGUACACACUGCUGCUACUGAGUGUCAGUGGUGGAGGGAGGGGCUGUGGUACCAAUCAAGCCGGGGGCUGCUUUGUCCUGGAUGGUGUUGAGCUCCUUGAGUGUUGUUGGAGCUGCACCCAGGCAAGUGGGGAGUAUUCCAUUACACUUCUGACUCAUGCCUUGGAUGUGGUGGACAGGCUUUGGGGAGACAGGAAGUGAGUUACUGGCUGCAGGACUCCUAGCCUCUGACCUGCUAUUCUAACUACUGUGUCUAUACCGCUGUUCCCGUUUAGUUACUGGUUGAUGAUGACCCCCAGGAUGUUGGGUUCCUGUGAUGCUGAUGCCAUUACUCUCUGACUUCACUGCCUGGGCUAAUUGGAUAAGCUUCAGAGUAGAGUUGGUGUGUUUAGGGUGAAUGUUGCAAAAAUUAGUGUGUGUGUGUGUGUGUGUGUGUGUGUGUGUGUGUGUGUGUGUGAUCUGAAUGAGGGUGAAGUCAGCUGUUCCAGGUGAAUCUCCAACACAGCAACAAACUAAGAUUAUAUUGAAGCAGAGCCCUUGUCUGUGUGGUACUUUCUACUAUUUUAGUGUUCACCCCAACACCUGCCCCUCCAAGGGAAUUGACAGAGAGUUUAACAUCAUGUUCUUCCUGUCCUUUGCAAUUACAAAGGGAACCAAAUCCGCUGGUAAAGGGUUUUCCACUUUGGGCUCAGUAUGGUGGGGGUAACGGUGACUGAAUUCUGUGAUCAGACCCAGAGGCUGAUGAUACUAACCUAUUUCUGACCCAUUGUGUGUUGGUCAGCCACAACUGAAUUAAUGAAAGAACAUGACUGUUUUCAGUUAGUUAAUUUGUUUUGGGGUUUGGGUGACAGUGGACCUGGGAAACUGGAAUCUGGGAAUACUAUUGGUCAGCUUCUCAAUACCUACUCCUCACCUCCGCCCCCUGCCCAUCUCCCCCCACCCAACAAAAGCUGUAGCCCCUCAAUCCGUGAGCACAUUGUGAAAUAUUGGUAGUCCUCACAGUUUCCUGCCUUGAGCACCUGGAUAAGCUGGAGAAUAGACAGUGCCCUGUUGUUCCUGCAAUGUUCAGUAAUCACCCAGAUUACUGGAGGAGACGCUGAUGGCCUGUGGUAAACGGAUCUUGGUUUCCUUGCGUUCGGUAGCUGCUGGGGGAUGGGGCGAGUAUUGGUCAAGAGCACGAGGUGUUGUCCAACUGAUUCACGGUACAACUCCUGCCCAGCCCAACCUGAGCCCCUCAUUGUCACUCUGUUGCUGGUAGUAAGGUGAACUGAAGGAUUUAUAUAUACCCUGUUGUGCAGGUCUGAAAUUGUACGAAUUUCAAUGCUUCCCAUUUUGUUACACCUAGUUUAGUACAAUGUAACAGUGCUUUUGACAAAAUAAAUGUGUAAAGAUGGA